Aspergillus homomorphus CBS 101889 is the source of this 1202-nucleotide messenger RNA. It is a transcript of the gene yth1, whose product is annotated as cleavage polyadenylation factor RNA-binding subunit YTH1. Bases 301 to 1065 code for a protein of 254 amino acids. The record is from RefSeq and is a predicted model, not a curated record. NCBI's taxonomy places the organism in Eukaryota, Fungi, Ascomycota, Eurotiomycetes, Eurotiales, Aspergillaceae. Gene Ontology annotation, molecular function: metal ion binding; RNA binding. The transcript has a single exon.
UUGAAAUUUGACUCUGAAUCUGGAUUCACCGUGCAGGAGCUGACUAAUUUGCUUCCCUGUCGCCACCGCCUACGUUUUGGGAGAUACUGCCACUUCAGGUCCUUUGCUCUCUUCCUCUUUCUUGCCUUUGUUACUUCACAUUCCAUUCUGUGCACUUCCUGUUCUCUAUUGAUAACUCCCCUUCUCACGAAACGGCAAUAUCGAGUGGACUGGUCUUUCUCUUAAAUUCGAAAUAUCUCUCUUCCCAUUGACCAAAGCCGCGAUAGCUCCUUCCCGCUUCUUUUUUCCCAGCUUAAUACCAUGGCGACUGACGUCGGCCACAUUGCCUCGCGCAUCCUCUCACUAGACGCUCCUCGAGACCCCGAUUUCGAUGAGUUUUCUUUCAUCCCAUUCCUGCGCAGCGGCUACGGAUUCGGGCUGGCCAGCGACGUUCCCGAAUGCAAGGCCUUCCACGAGGGCCACUGUCCGCUGGGGCCUGCCUGCCCGGACCGACACCCUACGCCCUCACGCAUGACCACAUCAAUGACGACCGCCUCGGGACUGGCGCCCUCCACCACACACGGAUCGCUGGUCUGCAAACAUUUCCUCAAGGGACUCUGCAAGAAAGGCAUCAAGUGCGAAUAUCUUCAUGAAUACAACCUGCGGCGCAUGCCGGAGUGUCAGUCCUUCUCGCGGUCGGGCUACUGCCCGAACGGCGAUGACUGUCUUUAUCAACACGUGCGGGAGGAGGCUCGGCGACCGCCGUGCGAACACUAUGACCGGGGCUUCUGCGAGCUGGGUCCGCUCUGCGCCAAGCGCCAUGUGCGCCGCCGUCUGUGUCCGUUCUACCUGGCGGGAUUCUGCCCGGAGGGUAAGAACUGCACGGAUGCGCACCCGCGGUGGACGGAGAAUCUGCCGCGGCCUUCGAUGCGAGUGGAGAAGACGGAGGAGGACCUGGAGCGGGAGCGGGCUUUGAUUCGCGAGGAACAGGAGAAGGAGAAAGAACGGGAGCGGGAAUGGCGGAACGAACGCGGCCGCGGCGGAGGGUUCAUGCGUGGCCGUUUCCGCGGCCGCGGGCGUGGUUAGACAGGACGAAACAUUGCGCAGAGUUUCUGGUUUUUAUGUGGGGGACAGGGCAGCAUUUGUUAGAUUCAAGUUGCUACAUUUGUGAAGAUACCCAACCGUGGCAUUUAUGAUUUUGAUUUGGUUGUACGCAAAGCAGG